GUGUGGCUGGGCCACAUCUUGGCCGCGGGCUUGCAGCCUGACCAGGUCUCAUACAACACCCUGAUGAAGGCGGAGAUCGCCUGCGGGCGAUUGGCCGGGCUUCAGGAGCACUUGAGCGCCAUGCAGCUGCAGGGCUUGAAGCCCACGGUUCUCACCUACGGCACCGUGGUCUCAGCCUACGCUGACGCCGGCGACGUGGAUGCGGCCCAAAGCUGGUACGACAAGGCGCUGAAGGAGAAGAAGGUGAACGUCAACCUCCUAUCUUCGAUGAUGAAGGCCUAUGUCAAGGUGGGCAACCUGAAAGCGGCCGAGCGGUGCAUGCAGGAGGCCCAGGAGGAGGGCAUCGAGCCCAACCAUGUGGUUUAUACCAGCAUGAUCAAUGCCUACGCCCAGCGGGGUGACGUGGAAAGCGCCGGGGCCUGGUUUCGGUUGGCCAAGCAGCAGCGUCAGGUGCGGCUGAACCUCUGGAGCUACAACGCUAUGAUCAAGGCCUGCGCCAAGGCCGGCGACUCGCAGCGAGCGCAGGCCUGGUUCGACAUGGCAUUGUCCGAUGGCCAAAGGCCGGAUGUGGUGACCUAUACCUUGAUGAUCUCUGCCUACGCCAAAGUCGGGCGCGUGGGUGAGGCACGGAGAUGGCUGGAGCGACUGGAAAACUCCGGCGUUCAGCCCAACGUCGUGUCCUACACAGAGGCCAUCAAAGCAGGUGCACAGAGCAUGACGAGCAAGGCCCCAGGACUGCGAGAGUACCAGCUCUUCAGCAGGAUGCUCGAGCAGGGCAUCUGGCCCACCGUUGCCCGGAGCCGAGAAAACUGA
This is a messenger RNA of Effrenium voratum, 813 nucleotides long. The record is from the annotation of a GenBank genome assembly. Lineage: Eukaryota; Dinophyceae; Suessiales; Symbiodiniaceae.